GGAAAUCUAGAGGAAGAAUUUCAGUCGGCAAGUGAAAGGACAAAGACUCUAAAACAAGAUCCAGGGAAUGACCACAAACUGAAGUUGUAUGCCUUGUUCGAACAGGGUAGUAUUGGGAAAUGUAACUCCCCCAAGCCAGGAGCAUUUGACUUUGUUGGCAAGGCAAAGUGGACAGCAUGGAAUGAUCUUGGUGAUCUUUCAAAGGUUGAUUUAUACAGUGCAUGCCUUUUGUUUUCUAAGAUUUGUGAGACCAUUCCUGAAAGGGAUUGGUAGGAAACUGCUAGAUGUUGUUGUAAGACCAUCUUUCCAGACCUGUUUCUCCUUUUUCUGUGCAUGCACUCCAAAAUAUUGUUUUACGUAAUAAUGCCAUAAAAAGGUCACACAAUAAGAUGAAACCUUUGAAGUAGAGUAUAAAA
This is a messenger RNA of Stylophora pistillata, 416 nucleotides long. Its product is annotated as enoyl-CoA delta isomerase 2-like. Lineage: Eukaryota; Metazoa; Cnidaria; Anthozoa; Scleractinia; Pocilloporidae. Gene Ontology annotation, molecular function: fatty-acyl-CoA binding. The record is from RefSeq and is a predicted model, not a curated record.